AUGGUUCAGCAUUACCAAGAUGCGAUCGCAAUAUGUCGAAAGAUGAGAUUUCCUGACCUUUUUGUCACAUUCACAUGUAACCCAAAUUGGUCAAAAAUUCAACAGGAGGUAGCGCGCAUUCCAAAUCGACGGACAGAGGAUAUACUGGAUAUACUUGCGAGAGUUUUUCGAAUUAAAUUGAAACAACUUAUGGCAUAUUUCAAGAACCGAAAAUUCUUUGGCAAAAUAAUUGCAGAUAUUCACGUCAUCGAAUUUCAAAAGCGAGGAUUACCGCAUUCGCACAUUAUCUUGACAUUAUCAGCAGAUGACAAGAUAAAAUCGCCAGAGGAAAUUGAUGAUAUAAUUUGUGCUGAAAUUCCUGAUAAGGAUGAAGAUCCAUUAGCAUUUCAAACAGUGAUGAGGUGCAUGAUACAUGGUCCCUGUGGCAGUGCUAACCCAAAUGCCCCAUGUAUGGUGAAUGGAAAAUGUUCAAAACAUUAUCCGAAGAAUUUUUGCAGUGAAACAAGUAUUGAUGAAAAUGGAUUUGCUAUCUAUAGCAAAUUGAUCAAGUACUUAUAUAAGUACAUACAUAAAGGUCCUGAUCGUGCAACGGUUGCAAUUGAAGAUAAUGUUAAUCGACAUAACAUUGAUGGACAAAGUCGGUAUAGAGAGGCUGAUGAGGUAAAACAAUACUUAGAUUGUCGAUAUAUUUCCACAAUUGAAAGUUGCAGGCGUAUAUUUGAGUUUGAAUUGCAAAAGCAAUACCCUUCAGUUGAACGGUUGCAGUACUAUCUACUUAGGGAACAAUCUAUUCUAUUUAGAUACACAGAUAACAUUCCGUCAAUUAUUAAUCAGCCGGGGGUUCACGAGACAAUGUUUACAAGGUGGUUUCAAGCAAACAGAGAUCAUGUAGAGGCAAAUACAUUAACAUAUGAAGAGUUUCCUAGCUCAUGGGUUUGGAACCAGAAACAGAAGAAGUGGAAAAUGAGGCAACAACAAAUAUGCAUAGGUAGAUUGUAUUAUGCACAUCCUAAUUCUGGUGAACGAGAUUAUUUACGUAUACUGCUUACCAAGGUUCGAGGUGCAAAAUGUUAUGAAGAUAUUAGAACUGUUAAUGGCAUUGUGCACCCAACAUUUAAAUCUGUAUGCCUUGCACUUGGCUUACUUGACGAUGAUAAUGAAUGGGACGCAACUUUAACAGAAGCCUCAACAUGGGCAUCAGGUGCUCAACUGCGAAAUAUGUUUUUCUCAAUGCUAAUGUUUUUUGAGGUUACAAAUGCAUAUGAAUUGUGGGAGAAUCAUUUGUUUGACCUUACUGAUGAUUACAAAAUAGGGUACAAAGGUAUUGCAGCUUUGCUCUUACCCGGGGGACGAACUGCCCAUUCCCGUUUCAAGAUUCCACUUGACCCUGAUAACUCAUCAUGUUGUUCAAUAAAUCAAGGGACAUAUUUGGCAAGGUUAAUUCAAGAGGCAUCGUUAAUUAUAUGGGAUGAAGCACCAAUGGUUAGUCGUCAUGCUUUUGAAGCUGUUGAUCGUACAUUUAGAGACAUAUUGAAAAAUACAGAACAUUGUUCAGGGGAUAGGGCUUUUGGUGGAAAACUAUUGUGCUUGGUGGUGACUUUAGAAAAAUAUUGCCUGUUAAAUAUGCAUCUUACAGCACAAGAUAUUUCUAAUCAUAUGCGUCAUGAAUUACGUGACUUUGCAGAGUGGAUUAAAUUGGUUGGUGAAGGGAAAAUAAUGGGAAGCUCAUUUAGUGAAGGCUAUGAACCCAAUUGGAUACAGAUACCAGAAAAAUUUGUUAUAAAAAAUGGAGAAAGAGAUUUGCACCAGUUAAUCGAUGCCACAUAUCCUGAUUUCAUAAAUAAAUAUCAGGAUAUGUCGUACUUAAAAGAACGAGGCAUUUUAGCUCCUAAAAAUAGUGAUGUUGAUGAAAUCAAUUCUAUUAUGCUUUUAAUGCUUCCUGGAAAGAUGAAAACUUUUAACAAUGCCGAUAAAUUGUGUCCAACAGAAAGUGAGAGCAAUGUUCAAGACAUGAACCCUCCUGAACUUUUGCAUUCUUUGAAUUUACCAGGACUUCCAAAUCAUUGUUUGCAGUUGAAAGUUGGAACACCAAUAAUGCUUCUAAGAAAUGUCAACCAAUCUUUGGGAUUAUGCAAUGGCACUCGAUUAAUUGUUGAUGAGAUGGGAAAUCGAGUAAUUGAAGCUAGAGUUAUUACAGGGUCUAGAGUUGGUGAGAAAGUACUACUUUCAUGUAUUGUUUUAACACCUUCCAAAAAUCAUGUUCCUUUUACAAUGAAAAGAAGGCAAUUCCCAAUAAAGCUGGCAUUCGCUAUGAUAAUAAAUAAGAGUCAAGGGCAAACUUUGAAGAAUGUGGGCCAUUAUCUUCUGAAUCCAAUCUUCUCUCAUGGCCAGCUGUAUGUAGCUCUAUCACGUGUCACCUCCCCAUCAGGCUUAAAGGUGUUGAUUAUCAAUAAACAAGGCACACCGGAUGAUGUCACCAAAAAUGUAGUUUACAUAAAAGUUUUUAGUGGCAUUGAUCAAUAA
Messenger RNA from Camellia sinensis, 2523 nucleotides. The record is from RefSeq and is a predicted model, not a curated record. NCBI's taxonomy places the organism in Eukaryota, Viridiplantae, Streptophyta, Magnoliopsida, Ericales, Theaceae.